CGUGGGGGAGCGGUCAUGCUGCGCGGCGUAGGGGCCGUGUUGCGAAGAGCGGCGAGUGGCGGCGGAGGGCAGACGCCGGGGCAGGGUCCGGAAUCAGCGCGGCCGCAGGCGCUGGAACCGUCGCUGCUGGGCUUCCUGGUGUGUCCGCUCUCCAAGCGGCCGCUGAGGUACGAAGAAGCUACCAACGAGCUCGUUAACGACGAGCUAGGCAUCGCGUACCCUAUCAUCGACGGCAUUCCGAACAUGGUCCCAGAGGCAGCCAGGACGACUAAGAAGAAGCCCCCAGCCGAGGACUCCAAGCAGCCCUGA
This is a messenger RNA of Dryobates pubescens (Downy woodpecker), 309 nucleotides long. RefSeq names its product PIGY upstream open reading frame (gene PYURF). The transcript has 2 exons. The record is from RefSeq and is a predicted model, not a curated record. Lineage: Eukaryota; Metazoa; Chordata; Aves; Piciformes; Picidae. Bases 16 to 309 code for a protein of 97 amino acids.